GAUACAGACUGACAUUUUCCACAAUGUUUCCCGUUAUUGAAAGAAAAAUAGCUAGGAAUUCAGGUGUUAUGUUCAAAACCAUCUGAACUAAGAAGCAUAUGUUGGGUUGAUCCUUAGCUUCAAAAUCGUUAGAGGGAGUGUGCUCUUUCUAUAGAUGAGAAAUGGCAGACAGUGCUGUUAGUUCCCUUUUGGAAAAAUUGUUUGGUCAACUUCUACAAGAAUACAAUUUGCCUAGUGAUGUAAAGCACAAAAUCAAUUUGCUUCAAGAUCAGAUAGAAACUCUGAAAGCUCUCCUCAAUUGUUCAGAGAAAAGCCUAAACACACAUGAAGUAAUUGCAAAAGGUUUUGGGCAAAUCAGAGAGGUUGUUCAUGAAGCUGAGGAUGUGAUCGAUACUUACAUCUAUGACCUUAAUCGGCAAAGAAUCAAACGAUGGUGGGAUCCAACCAAUUACGUAAGUCACGCAAAGCUUCUCCACAAUCUUGCAGAUAAGGUAGGAAAAAUUAAGGUCAGGAUUGAAGCAAUAAAAAGCAACCAACAACUUGCCAUGGAGUUGCUUCAUAAUUUACAAGGAGAGAUAGAGGCAAAGAUGGAUACAGAGGCUAUUUUGAAGGAACAUAGGAGAAAUGUUGAGAAAGAUGAUGUGGUUGGCUUUAAUGUUUUCUCAGAUGAAGUGAUCAAGAAACUCACAGGUGGGCAUAGAGAGCGUAAGGUCAUUUCCAUCAUUGGCAUGGGUGGGCAAGGGAAAACCACUCUUGCAAGGAAGAUCUACAAAAAUGAUUAUCUCAAGAGAUACUUUGAUAGAUUUGUGUGGGCUAAUGUUUCAGAAGAUUGGCAAGUUGAAGCACUAUUACUCAUUCUCUUGGCUCAAGUAGGAACAAGUACUUAUCAUGGAAUGAGCAUGAAAAAUCUAAAACAAGCAAUCCAAGAUGAACUCGGUGAUGGCAUUUUUCAAAAUAUGAGUAUGGAGAAUUUGUUAAAGCAAAAAAUCCAUGAAAGCUUGAGGGGAAAACCAUAUUUUGUUGUGCUAGAUGACAUAUGGAUACCUGAAGUAUGGCAUGCCAUAAGUGAUAUUUUUCCUGAUGACAAAAAUGGGAGUAGAAUAUUGAUCACUAGUAGAUUAGAACAAGUUGCUCGUGUUGCAAGUCCAUCUCAACAGUUUGUAUAUCAACUUCCAUCUCUUAGCAAAGAACAAAGUUGGGAACUUUUAUCAAAGAGAGUGUUUAUGGGAGAGCAAUGUCCUCAUGAAUUGGAAGAUCUUGGUAGGAAAAUGGCUGAAAGUUGUGAUGGAUUACCUUUAUCCAUUGUGGUGUUGGCUGGCAUUUUAGCAAAACAAGAAAGAUCCAAGGCAAGUUGGUUCUAUGUUGCUGGAAAUGAAAUUUGGCAUCUUUUUCAACAAAAAGUUGAGUGCACAGACAUUUUGGCAAUAAGUUAUAAGUUCUUGCCCAAACAUCUAAAACCAUGCUUUCUAUAUGUUGGUAAUUUCCCUGAAGACUUCAAAAUUUGCGUUAGAAAAUUGAUUAGGCUUUGGAUAGCAGAGGGGUUAAUACCAAAAGAUACAGGCAAUAAGCAACCAGAGGAUGUUGCAGAAUACUACUUUAUGGAGCUCAUUGACCGAAACUUGAUCCAAGUUGAAAGCAAGAGGACUAAUAGGGGUGUGAAGAGGUGCAAUGCCACGUCUUCAAAGCUUGUCCAUCAAUUAUUGUCAAAGAUUGAUUAAGCUUUCAGAGGAACUAUGGUCACUGCCUGAUCUACGAAAUGUGGUGGUGUCAUAUCCAUCCAAAGAAAUGAAAGAUUAUCUCGCAACAUUGGAGAUGAAAGAUGGAUGCAAGCUUAAAAUCCUUUAAUGUCUCAUAAGAUGCUUGAUUAACAGAAGCUGAACUAUAAUGUGCCUAGAGGUGGGAGAGAGGAGAAGAGGGGAUUAAUUGCAAUGCUUUCAAAAAGCAAGGCUAAACGAAGGAGAAAAGGAGGUUGUCACUUUAAGAUGUAAGAUCUCCACACAUGGAAAUCAUGUAUUUGAUUGUAACUUCGCGAAUCAUAUCAUUAUUAUUUGGAUUAAAGAACAUUUUUGAUUCUCAGCUAUUCACCUAGGAGUGUCUGACAUUGGUAUUAUAAACUUUCAUAUCGUACAAUUUUGUCCUUCAAUAUUAUUUGAAAAUGCAUGGUGCUUUGGGCACCCUACAGUUACAAAAAUUAACUUUGAUAACUUAAAAAUUGCAAAAAAAAAAUCAAAAAUUACAAAAAAUGACCUAUGAAAUUACACAUAAGCGUCUUAUAAGAAAAUUAAUGUCAAUUAAGUCUCUUAAAUUACAUAUACAUAACAUGAUAGCAAUAUUAUUUAUUACCUGUAUAAAAGGCCAAAAUGAUUUUGACCAACAAUUAUUUUAGGAACUUGAUUGAUAUUAAUUUUUUAUAGGGUACUUAUUUGCAACUUUAUGAGUCCUUUUUUAUAUUUUUAUGUCCUUUUUUGUAUUUUUUGUAAUAAGCUAAUAAUCAAAGUUAACUUUUUUAAUAGUAGGUAUCCAAU
Molecule: messenger RNA, 2525 nt
Organism: Prosopis cineraria
Lineage: Eukaryota; Viridiplantae; Streptophyta; Magnoliopsida; Fabales; Fabaceae
Product: putative disease resistance RPP13-like protein 3
Exons: 3
Coding region: 162-1718 (518 amino acids)
Biological process (GO): defense response to other organism
Molecular function (GO): ADP binding
Source: RefSeq, a predicted model, not a curated record